CAACAAACAGCCUUGAGCCGGCAUCAGCCAACACGCUCGUUGACUGAAGACGCUAACAUGUCCGCCAUGGACGUAGACCAAAUUUCUCCAAAGUCAUCUCCCGCCAAGGUCAUAAAACGCGCCCCAGUCACGUACGGAAAGCGUAGGGACCCCCAGCUUGAAAUACGCGACUCUUCUGUAACCCUCGCCGACCACGACUCUCCUCGUGUGGAGUCGGAGCCCUUAGAUAAGAAAGGCGAGGACUCGGCGCUUGAUAUGUUGCAGGGCUCACAGUCCUCCUCAACUACCUAUGCAAAUGAUGACGCUAUGCACGAUGCCAGUCCUAAACAUCAGUUUGGCUGGAGAGCACAAUUGAAAGCGCUAGAUGAAGCCUUCGACAAAGACCAGGAACCACUUGUACAGCCUCGAGUUACUGAGCGGUCGUCAUCGACGCCACCCUUUCAACCUCAUUCCUUUGAGGAGAAUCAAAUCACACAUAUGGAUGCCACGCCUCUUUCUCCAGUACCACAAAAUUCCAAUGGGCUAUCCGAUGGCACACUGCUACCCCCUACAAGCGAUCCAGCUGCCUCCUUAAUUGACGAGUCUCUUGAAGAUUCACCCAUAAUUUCUCGCAAGGCCAGACGCCCGAGGAAUCGUGUCGACUGUGAUUCUGAGCGCGAAGAUUCCGAAAAUUCUUCCUUGGUAUCGCCUGUUCACCAUCCAAUCAAUACUCCUCUGCUGCGAUCUCCUCCCACACCUUCGACAUCAGAGUUCGAGAUGCCUUCAACGAGGCCCAAGGCUAACAAAGGCAAGGGGAAGGCCCCUGCUCGGGAUGUCCCUCCGCUUCGUUUUGAGAGUGAAUCCACUUCUACAAGUGCCACUUCAAAGAAGGGUAGCAAAGCCAGGCGGAAGGACGAAUCCACGCGCCUAAAGACCAAGGCUCCGACUAAAAAAGACCUGCGUGAAACUGUUUUGGAGAGCUCGCGUAUCACUGCGAGAAAGAAUGUCGAGGUGGCGCGUACUCAGAAAUCGAAGCAUACCAAGGCUCGGCUUUUUGAGACGAUCAAGGAUAAAGCCUUGCAUCCAAUAUCCAAUUUUUCCUCGCCUUCCAAAGUCACACUAGGCGGAUCUUCUUUCGGCGCACCUUCACGUUUGCUUGGAUCCUCUGCUGCUCCGCCCAAAAAUCCUCCGCGGCGUGCAACUUCCCCGCCGCAGUCAAUGGCAUCCGACAACAGCGGCGACGAGAUGCCGAAUCUCACAGACCUAUUGAGGCAUGAGCAAGCCAAACGCAAAGAAGCUAAUGACAAACGUGCUCUCGCGGAGUUGAAGCAGCGAGCCCUCCAAGACGCAGCUAGGCGGUCAUCUAGGACCGGAGAUAGCGAUGAUGAUCUAGAGAUUGUGGAUAACAAUAUGCAUGUGACAGCCCAAGAAGAGGCAGUGAAACGCAAAGCGGACAAGUUGCAACAUAUUACUCCUUCGAAGGGCAAGGCGAGACAGCUUGCGUUGAGUCGGAAAUCUCUACCAGGACCGUCCGGCUCCCGUGCGAAGCCUUUUGCACAAGCCAACAUGUCCGAAUACCUCAGGGAAUCCGCGAUGUCAUCAUUCGACCGGAAGGCGAAGGGCAAGGACACUAAGGCCCUGCUCACCACACAACAAUUAAACAGAGCGCUCAUGCAACAAGCUGAGACUAGCAAGCUUGCGACUAUCCAGCAGCGAGAAGAGGACUGGAAACAAAGAGGAGGCAGGGUACUAGAAGAGCCUGUAGAAGUUGGGGAGAACACGUCAUUCAAAGACAGGCUUGCUGCAUAUGUGCAGAAGGGGCUUGAGGUAGCAGAGCACGACGACUCUACUGUUGGCGACAUGGAGGUGGACGACACGGACGGGGACGACGCGGAUUAUGCUCCCGAGGAACGGGGCUCAGCCAGUCCAGAGCCCGCGGAAAGUGAUGGCGAGGGCGGCAGCGAUCAGGAGAACCAAGCUACGGGCGUCGAUGUCAAUGAUGGUGCAAGCCAACAUACGGACGUUGAAGAUGAGGAGGUCCAAGUGCACAGACGCGGUAUUCGUCGUCCCCUAAUGGUGGCUUCCGAUGACGAGGAUGAUGCUCCCAGAAUUCUCGUGCCAGACUCCUCGAUGCUGGACUUGGCUUCCAACGGUAUAGUGAUACGCAACUCGGAAUCGGACCAAACGGAGGACGAGAAUGACAAAGAGAACAGCAAAACGUUGAUGUACGACAGGAGCGAGGACAAAGAGAACAAGGCUGUUGUUCGACACUCCCAUUCAGUUGCGAGACCUCCCUUAGGUAGUAGACCGGGUUCGCUUCUUGACAUCGAGGAUGUUGUUCUCAGGAGAUCUCCGUCUUCAACAUCGUUGGGAGGUUUCGAUGGUGUCCCCAAUUCUCCUGAGCAAAAUUCACGUUCGCCGUUGAAGGAGAUUGCUCAAGAUGACUCGUUCGCGGGAUCCCCAACUUCAAAGUCCCCAUUUACCACCAGACUUCUCCAAUCUACGUCAAAGCAUCUGACAUCCCCACCGGAAGCAUCACACUCCCUAAUGACCCUCGACUCACCUCCGACGCAGCGUUGCGUGCAGCUUGGUCGUGCGGGAUCAUCGAAAAACAUGGUUAAGGGUUUCGAACCCCGCACACUACUACCUUCCUUUUCUGAAACCCUUAGCAAGAGUAGUCCUGCAUCCUUCGUACCCCUGGAUCCUCUCGCAAAUGGAGGAGGUUUUUCGCAACUGUUCUUAGAUGACAAGGAUGAGGGACCCAGCUUCAGAGAGACUGAUCUUGUGGGUGACUGCAAUGAGCCCACUUUGUCACUUGAUAUUGGACUGGAGCCUGCACUGGAAGUCAGCAGUGCCCUUCGCAGGAAGGCUGACGACAUUUUUGAAAAGGAGCAAGAGUAUGUAAUAGAGAUCGCAAACAAGCAACGGAAGCAGGCUGAUGACCCUGGGAUGUACAUCCGCGACAACGGGUUCUUGACUCAGACAUCGGGGCCUGAUGCUGAACAAUAUCGCGUCAAGUCUUUCCAGAGUUCACAACUUCUGGCAUCUCAAACAUUGCUGGGUGAUCUCAUUCCGUCGUCUUGUGAGCGUGCUCCACUCCGAACGUUGUCCUUCAUGGCUACGCAAGAGUCCUCGGAUAUACAGCCUCUUCGCCGACUAAGGCGGCGCAGUACUUCGCCAUUGGACGGGAAAGCACCUGUACAAGACGACGCCUCCCUUCUGCCCCCUCUACUUAUUUCUCAGCUGCCAAAGAGAAACGCGUUUGAUGUCUUGGGAGGGAACCCAAAAUCCAAUGCACCUAAACGAAAGCUGGAGAAAUCUGAAUUCGUCGCUGCGGAGGCCGAGGAAUCAGAUGAGGACGAACUGAUUGGCUUCGGGCCUUUCAAGAAAGAUGACGAUGAGGAGGCAGAGGACGACGAUGACGAUAAAAUUGUGGAAGGUCUUGUUGAUGAUGCGGCCAUGGAUGUUGACACAGAAGGGGCUGAUUUAGUCCAGGAGAAGUUCAGAGAGCAUGAGGAGGAAGAUGACCAGAAAUUGGAGAAGCUUCACCAGGAUGCCAUUGAUGGCAAAUUCAGAAUGAAGCGUCGCGACCGUGGGAUCGGCUUCGACGAGGAUAGCGACGAUGACGAGGAGGACGAGAAUAACAGGCGAAUACGACGGGGUAUGAACAAGAAGCGCAAGAUUGAUGGUGACACCCUCGAAGACCUAGGUCGAAACCAAGAAACCAAGGCGUUCUAUGACGCAUAUCAGCAUGAGUUGAUUGAUGAUGACCUUGAGUUUGUGCAUUUGCAAGCAGAUACGCGAAUGGUUAGUGAAGAUGAAGAUGAGGAGACGAGGAAAGUAGUAUUGAUCGAAGAUCUAAAUGCCGAACUGAGGGAAGCGGCCAGGAGUAGAGAGACUUUUGAAACUCUAGAUCCGGAGGACAUAUCAUGGAUCGACAGGGCGGACGAUGAGAACGAUGAGAAUGUUGCUGUCAAAGUGAUGACAGAGCGCUCCAGCAAUGCGCCCGCAAAACGACCCACAGUGACUCACUCAGACUUUGGUUUGGAGCGCCCAAACCGGAUAUUUGAGAAUGACCAAGAGAAAACAAAAUUGCGUUCGUGGGCGAGAGGUCAAGGUGGCGGAAACCAGGGGACUGGUCGGUCUGCUGUUGGUGCAGCCAUUACAGGACACGCCAAGGCCAAAGUCAAGACGGGUGGUGGUUCCUUGAGAACAGCCCAGGCGGCCACUGGAAGCAAUUCUAUCUCGAGCGCACCUGUUCCCCGCAAGCUGGAGAAGGGGCGAAGUAUGCUCUCCAGUGUGUCCGAUAGGAGUAGUCGAUUUGCAUAGUGUCUGUUAGCCUAUCUACCAUCUACCUUAUGUACUAUCUCUGGCCCAGAGUGACAAUAUUUUUGACCCGUUUUUUAUAAC
Suillus clintonianus is the source of this 4389-nucleotide messenger RNA. RefSeq names its product MRC1-like domain-containing protein. The record is from RefSeq and is a predicted model, not a curated record. The transcript is spliced from 12 exons. Bases 58 to 4308 code for a protein of 1416 amino acids. NCBI's taxonomy places the organism in Eukaryota, Fungi, Basidiomycota, Agaricomycetes, Boletales, Suillaceae.